Messenger RNA from Halichondria panicea, 5472 nucleotides. RefSeq names its product serine/threonine-protein kinase WNK3-like. Gene Ontology annotation, biological process: intracellular signal transduction; protein phosphorylation. NCBI's taxonomy places the organism in Eukaryota, Metazoa, Porifera, Demospongiae, Suberitida, Halichondriidae. Gene Ontology annotation, molecular function: ATP binding; protein serine/threonine kinase activity. The record is from RefSeq and is a predicted model, not a curated record. Bases 265 to 5193 code for a protein of 1642 amino acids. Gene Ontology annotation, cellular component: cytoplasm. The transcript is spliced from 9 exons.
GGUCACGCCCAUCUAAUAACGCUCUGAUCGAUCAUCUAGCUAGCUAGCUAGCUUAGCCAGUCUUUUCAAAGUAGCUAUGAAGUAUCUACUACUACGGAACUCACAGAGAUAACAUUGGAGUAACAACCUUCUUCUAGCCAGCUGGAACUCCCAGAGCCUGAAGUUGGGCUGAUCAGCUAACUUACUGGCAGCAUUUCACUCUGCUGGAGCUCAAGAGUAUCUGCAUCUCUAGCUCUGCUGACUACACACCUGAUAUCUUCAAGCAUGAGCUCUGACAGUGGCCUAUCACCACCCAUCGGAGGGCACAUCACUGCCUCCUCAGAGAGUUUAAAGGUCACCCCACCCACCAAGCACGCUGGCGACAAGACCAGACUCUCUAAUGGACACUCCGAGGCACAUAUCGGUUCAUCUGUCGACGAAUCGCCUCCUCUGAACAAUGAUUCUGUCUUAGAAGUGGAGUCUACUAGUAACGGAGUGGGAGACAGCUCUCCAAAUGAUUCACCCUUGUCUAAAGAGAAGACAUUAUCUCCAAAUGACUCACCCUUGUCUAAAGAGAAUACGUCCAGGCAGGCAUCCCACGAACGGGAAGACAGCUCUUCCAGUUUGGUAGCAAGUGGGGGAGAGACAGAGACACUAGAGCCGUCGUCAUCCUCUUCUUCCUCUUCUUCACGAUUACUGGGGGGAGAGUCGGAUGCGACACUGACCUCUAGCUAUAGUUUGAAUCAGGCAAGUGGGCUUUCACUCGAUACUAGUCGUAGUGACAACGAUGCUCGUGGUGACAACGAGCAGCCUUUAUCAUCUGAGGUGGCAGUCGCCCAUUCUCCUGACGGGCGUUUUCUCAAGUAUGACAUUGAGAUUGGGCGUGGUUCGUUUAAGACUGUAUACAAGGGACUGGACACAGAGACUGGAGUGGCCAUUGCCUGGUGUGAACUAAAGGAGAAACGAUACAGCAAGGCUGAGCAGGCUCGCUUCAAGGAGGAGGUGUCUAUUCUAAAGACUCUCCAACACCCAAACAUUCUCAAGCUGUACGAUUCGUGGGAGUCAGCUAACAACAAAACAGCAGAAAGGAAGGACAAACUCAAGGACAGAGUUCUUGUCCUCAUCACAGAGCUCAUGACCUCAGGGACACUUAAGAGUUAUAUGAGGCGACUCAAGUCCAUAAAGCCAAAAGUGAUUCGCAGCUGGGGACGUCAGAUCUUGAAGGGGCUUCAUUUCCUACACACUCGUAUGCCACCCAUCAUCCAUCGUGACCUCAAGUGUGAUAACAUAUUCAUCAACGGGACCACAGGUCUGGUCAAGAUUGGAGACCUGGGAUUGGCCACCCUCAAGCGGAAUGAUGUCAGCACAGUCAUUGGUACCCCGGAGUUCAUGGCCCCUGAGAUGUACGAAGAGAGCUACGAUGAAUCAGUGGAUGUGUACGCAUUCGGGAUGUGUCUACUGGAGAUGUGCACACAAGAGUAUCCAUACAUGGAGUGCUCCAAUCCUGCUCAGAUCUACAAGAAGGUGUCCCAGGGCAUCAAGCCUCACGCUAUAGACAAGGUCAAGGAUGCCUCUCUCAGGGACAUUAUUGAUAAAUGCACCACAGUGGACAAAGUGCAAAGAUUCGAUGUCCUUGAUCUCCUCAACCACGAGUACUUCAGUGAGAACAUCAAGAUUGAGAUGGUGCCAGGCUCUGAGCCUGUGGACAUACAUGUACAGUCAACUGAACCCACCUCCCUGCUAACAAUGAGAAUGGACGUACCUAAGCAGGACGCAAACAAGAAGAAUGGGCAAGAGUCAAUCGAGUUCCCAUAUGACCUCACUAAAGAUGUUCCCGAGGAUGUCGUUCGAGAAAUGGUGAAAUCUAGAGUCCUUGCUCUCAGUGUACAGCAGAUGGUGGUCCGCUCCUUGCGAGAGUAUGUGGAGGGAGUUAAACAAAAGCUCCAGGGACGGAGCAAAACUGAUAACACUAACGCUGAUGGUAAACUGGCCGAACCUAAACCUGACCUCUUCUCUCAGACACCCUCGCCCUCACCUGGAACAACUAAUGAGACCUCUCCCACUGAUUCCGAUGCAUCGCCUGCACCAGUGCAACGACAGGCAUCAGGUCAGGCAUCGGGUCAAAGCGAAAUGGUUAAACCAGAGGAGCAAGUUGUACCCAAAGAGUUGCUUCAGGGUCUCGAUAUAACAGGACAGGGGACAAUACCAACACUAGCAUACAAAGAAAGAUCAAUGUCCAUUAAUAUGAGCAAAGGAUCAGAAACGAAAACCGGUGACCUUCUCUCUCCUGUUAGCCAGCAUGCCUCUGAGCAGAAUCUCUCAACUGGACAGCAAAUCACUGCUAGCACUGGGCAGUCAGUCCCGCAAAUGAACUCUAUGAAGGUCCUCAGUGCCAGGUCUCAAUCCACUUCAACUGUGAUGGAAUCAAAAUCUUAUUCUCUAGCUGUAAAGGAAGGCUCGUCCACGGAGAGACACACUGGAGGACUGUCUAUUGAAGCGACCCAAGAAACUGGAUACCUAAGCGCUAAUAGUUUGCAAGAGCUGUCCAUUCCUGGCCCGCCUGACACAUCUAAUGAUGACAGUGGCGUAUCAAUGAGUAGUGGAGGAACAGGAACACUCAAGAAAAAAGGACAACGUCAGAAGGGGAAAGGAAUCAAACUGACACUAAUCGAACAUCUCAGUGAGACCAAGAAACUCGUUUGCCAACUAACAAGCAAUAGCAAGCUACUCAAAUAUCAGUUCAGCAUCAAGUACGAUAAACCGGAGGAGAUGUUUAAGAAGUUUGUCACUGGUGGCUAUUUGACAGAGCAAGAUAAGGACGAGUUUAUACUGCAGAGCAAUCAACUCAUACAAAGUGUCAAGAAAGGCAAAGACUUAAAAAUAGAAAUGACAGAAACAAAACUUGGAAUUCAAGAGCAAGGGAAAUCUAGAGCAUCCGCUGAACCACUCAUAUCUCCCCCAACCGAAACAGCUGAAUCAGUUUCAAAACUUUCAAUUGAACAGACGUCUCAAAGUGAACCACGAUCAUCAAAGAAUGGGAGCCCCAAACUGGAGCCUAGCAAGCAGUCACAAGGAUCACAAGUUCCUACUACAGAGGCUCAACAGAUUGCACCUACCAUGGACAGAAUGGUGACCCCUGAGCCAUUGAAGGAGAUCCCACACCCUCUGUCAGUCCCCAACAGCAGUACCAAUGGUGGAGCAUCAUCACAGAGAGGGCAGCAGCCCCAGGGAGGAGACAAUGUCUCGACCUUGGUGACCAUUCAGGAGAUGCCACGCCCACGCAGUCCUGGCUCAAAAUCGCAGCCGCAGCAACUCCUACCCAAUCCACUAAUUACAGGGGCUCAAAUGUACAACCUCUCCUCUUGCUCGCUACCAUCCCUCGUCACACAAUUCCCAGCGACUCUCCCUGUCUGCCACCCAUCCACACAAUUCUCAAUCAACAGCACAGUCCCUCCCACAGCCGUGCCAACCUCAAGAGUGUUUGAAGUUGAGACAGUCGCAGAGGACCACCCCGACUCUCCUGACAGUGACGAACUCUCUGCUCCUGGCUCUACGGAAAAUUUGGGAAGGGAAACACCAAGAAGCAUUUCACAAGACUCUAGUGGGCAAGCUGUGGUGGGCAAGAGAUUUAUUGUUCAAUCUGUACCAAGCCUGGAAAGCAAGUCUGAUAGCUACAUUGGGAAAGAGCCAUCUCCGUCUGAGCCCUCUACAAACACUAUGAAUCAAUACCCUCCCAAUCAAAUAUCAGCUAAUGUUCAACAGUCAAAUCUAAGUCCUGAAGAUACUAAGCCGGCUAAGAACAACUCUGCACCUACGUAUGUGCUGCCUUUAAGAGUGACAAGGCAUUCACAACGUCCUAGUCAAACGAGUAGCAUCCCUGAACACUAUUGCACCACACCUAUUCCUAACACCUGGCCAAGGGGUGGAAUCACUGAUGAAACCUACGUCCCUCCAGCAUACAGACGCUAUCCCAGCUCAAACACCCUCCCCUCUCACCCCAGUAGCGAUUCUGAGGGUUUGGAACAAGAAAUUCCAGCCUAUGCUGUCGAUCGCCCUCCUAUGAACAUUGACGAACUACCACAAGCCAGCCUUUUAUCUGAGGCAUUUAUGAGGUUCAUGCACUCAAUGAGUACCGUGUUUCGAGACCCCACUUUUCAGCCGCUGAUAUCCUCUCUCGAUCAAAGGUUUAAUCCAAGCUCAGCUACUUACAAUCGAGUUCAACAAGAUCCGGCUGAUGGAAGACACAGCUCUCAAUCUGUGCCCGCUCGCUCUCAACAAGAAGUCCUCAAUAGGAGAGUCAACUAUCAUGUGGCCGGAGAAGCAGAGUCGUUGUUGCACACGCGCUCUAAUGUGUCUCGAUCGGUUACUGAACCAGGAGGAGCGAUCCCUGACAGUUCUUGUGAUGUGGAGCUAAGGACAGCCCUGGAAGAGAUUGAGGAAGAGCAACGUAAACUGGAGAGGAGAAGGCAGCAAGUCAUCCAAAAUUUCCGGAGAAAACACAGCAGUGGCAACAGCAGUUUGGAGAGCUCCUCGGGUAUAGAUACUCGCAAGAUAUCCACCGCUUCGUACGAAUCCUACGCUAUACCGUCUCCCACACCAGUAAGACGGAUUCCUACCAAGAUGAAUGAGUAUGAAGAAGCUGGAGGCAGUGAUAGCUCAUCCUCCACUAUAGGGACAACUCACAAACCAAGCAACAACAGUAUGGCCCAGUUGGAGAAACGUGUGCGAGAUGAACUAAUGUCUGAUAAACUGGGCUUUGAUACAGCAUUACCAGCAAAUUUCGAUUCCUCUCCUUCAAGAUCGCGAACACCCCAAAACCAACCACUGACUAGAAUCGGCUCUAGUCUGGGGCAACCAGAUCGUGGUGGUUCAAUCUCACCUGUUCUCCAGACCUCCCCUCCUCCCUCGCAAACCGCAGAGCAAGCAACCUUUCAAAUGCACACAUCCCCAGGAGCCCCAAUUGUACAUAAGGCGAUUGCUAAAAUACCACACUCAGACUCUGGUGAAUGGACUGACUACACAUCUGCACCAGUUGUGCAGCAAGCAGGAUACAGCGACAAUGGACCAAAUUAUUCGUCUACUUCGACGAGAGGUCUCCCUUCUACUGCGAGGACUAGCAGCAGUCAAACUCUGUCUACUGUGAGCAGUUCAAAAGCAGAUGUCUCAGAAUUUGACCCUAUAACUUCUAGCACAAACACUGGACCAAAAUCAUAGCAUUGUGGAUGUCGUGUGUUUGGUGGUUAUUAGAUAAUAUGUGUCAACUCUAUUUUAUUUCAGAAUGGGCAGUUAUUGGUGUCAGUAGAUUCUUCUACUCUAGUAUUACGUGUUUGUGUACAUGAACGAAAUUAUCUCUUCCAAAAUUGUCACUUUAAUCCCUAUUAUUUAAUUCAUAAUGUGCUCGUUGCAUUCAUAGUCAUCAUCAGAUGCAUAUUUUACAUGUAUUUUGUCAUGUUUACUCUGAAUUUUAUUAAAACAUAAUUGUUUAAUUACAUG